Messenger RNA from Leptomonas pyrrhocoris, 1838 nucleotides. RefSeq names its product protein tyrosine phosphatase-likie protein. Gene Ontology annotation, biological process: protein dephosphorylation. The record is from RefSeq and is a predicted model, not a curated record. Gene Ontology annotation, molecular function: protein tyrosine phosphatase activity. Gene Ontology annotation, cellular component: nucleus. Lineage: Eukaryota; Euglenozoa; Kinetoplastea; Trypanosomatida; Trypanosomatidae. The coding region runs from base 1308 to 1838 and encodes 176 amino acids. The transcript has a single exon.
GGUGUCUGCGCCACAACGGGGGCGUCAGCAAAGGUGUUUGAAAGCGAAUUCCUCGCGCUUCCCGAGCAACGCAUGUGCCGGCCCAUCUCUCCAAUGGACUGAAACACGCAUACAUCAAAAAAAGAAGGAAAGAAAAGAAAAAAGAGAAGGAAGAGGAAAGAAUCGCCCACCCGACUUUAGAUUUUCCUGCACAACGGCACGCGUAAAGCGCGAUGUGCCGAGCCGAACACGAUAGCUCGGCUCAGCUUUUGUUUGGGCAUGCUGUUAGGAACGCGAUGCCAUGUGCGAACCCAGCUGUGCAUCGAAACAGAGCACAUCCAAUUAAACGCACAAAGAGGGUGGACGUGAACAUCACUUGUCUUGUCGCUCCGCAGUUAGAUGGGGUGGAUGCGAAGUGGGAGCGGUGAAUCUGUCCUUGCUGCUUUCGGCGUUGCAGCUAUGAAAAAAAAAAACCCAAACACAGCAGUAACGGAGAGAAGGAGAGGGCGAACGCUUUUAGAGUGAGUUGUGACGCGUCGAUGGCCUGAAGCACAUCGAACCUCAACAACUUUCAAGCACAUCGGUAGCUUCUUCUUCUCCCCCCUUAUUCAUAAGUAGUCCCUGAGUCAACACUUAAUGUGGAUUAUAUGUGCGUAUAUCGAGUACGGUCGCAGCGUGUUCUUCGUUCACUCCUCCCCCCUCCUUUUUCUCCCCACCUUUGAAUGCGGCUUCCUUCGUUGUCUGCUGUAUCUCCCAUUUCUUCUCUCAGUUGUUGUAUCAUUUAUUUUCUAUUUCUCGAACUGCUAAACCCUUUCCCUUUCGCGUCAAAUGAGCUGCUUUGUUGUUGCGUAGAGCUCCGUAAGAAUAUCAUAACACAAGUGAUCCUGAACUCUACUUCCGUCUCCCGUGUGCGCGCCUGUGUGUUUGUGCCCCGUCGACUGUGCGUACUUCACACACCGCCGCUUAUAUAUAUAUAUAAUUUUUCUUCCUGUCUUCUUCUAUUCGCUUCUUCCUCCACCGCCGCCUGCCCCAGCAGACUUGAAAGCCAGCUGUGACUGAGUUGCUUGCGACUUGCGCCUAUUCGUGGAACUUUAGCCUUUUUUUUUGGUUAUGCGUGUGCUGCCUGGCGCCCCUCUUUUCUAUUGUUGCUCCCCAACGUACUAGAAUGCCAAGCGGUGCUGGUGCACGAGCCGCUGCCUCCUCCUCCUCCUCUCACCUCCCUCUCCGGCUGCAUUGAAUGUGAGGACUCCACCUUCUUUAUUGUUGUACCCCCCCCCCCGUCCUCCCAUACACACCACACCCCGUCAGGAAGGAAAGAGAGCACGAAAAUGGACAUCAACGGUACCAUCGUGGACUGCCGGCGGAACGGCACCGACGAAGUCGUCUUCCGCUUUCUCAUCCUCGACGCCCCCAGCCCCAGCAGCCUGCCCACCUACGUGAAGCUGCUGCAGCGGCACAGCGUCCACCACCUCGUGCGUGCUUGUGGGCCGACCUACAACACGGAGCUGGUGGAGAAGAACGGCAUCAAGGUGCACGGUUGGACCUUCGAUGACGGGGCCCCACCAACGCAGUCGGUGAUGGACAACUGGCUCGAUUUGCUCUCGAAGGAGGCGGGGAAGACGCCACCGGAGACGAUCGCGGUGCACUGCGUGGCGGGUCUCGGCCGGGCACCAAUCUUGGUGGCGCUGGCGCUGGUGGAGUACGGCAACAUUGCUCCGCUGGACGCGGUCGGGUACGUGCGGGAGCGACGGAAGGGGGCGAUUAACCAGGUGCAGCUGAACUGGUUGAUGCGCUACCGACCACGCAAUCAUCAGUCGAAUGACCGCUCGCUUGUCUGUGCGAACUGCACGAUGAUGUAA